Messenger RNA from Nerophis lumbriciformis (worm pipefish), 1380 nucleotides. NCBI's taxonomy places the organism in Eukaryota, Metazoa, Chordata, Actinopteri, Syngnathiformes, Syngnathidae. The record is from RefSeq and is a predicted model, not a curated record.
AUGACAGCUAAAAGGAGGCCAGACGAUGCCAACCAGGUAACUCCGCCUCUUUUGUUGCAGCUAUCGAGUCUUCGCGUGAAGGACGAGGAUAGUGUUCCUUUCCCCUUUGCCAGUAGAAUCCCGCCAACCGCCUCGCACUCCCUUCCCCCGGCCUGCCCCUCGUCACCGGACCGUUCCUUUGCGCCCGCCACGAGGACGCCCAUAUGGCAGCGCUCACUGGACUCGCCACUUAGCCCUGCCUCUCGCCCCCGCAGCCCAUGGGGACUCUUUGACCCGUAUGACUCGCCCGAGGAUCAGGACAAAGAAUACGUCGGCUUUGCCAUGUUGCCCAAUCAAGUCCAUCGAAAAACCGUGAAAAAAGGUUUCACCUUCACGCUGAUGGUUGCAGGCGAAAGCGGCCUGGGCAAGUCGACGCUGAUCAACAGCUUGUUCCUCACCGAUCUUUACAAAGAGCGAAAGAUUCCUAACGCGGAAGAGCGCAUCAGCCAAACAGUCAGCAUGGUAAAGCACACCGUGAGCAUUGAGGAGAAAGGCGUCAAGCUGAGGCUGAGCAUCAUUGACACACCGGGUUUCGGCGACGCCGUCAACAACAUGCAAAGCUGGAAGCACCUGGAGGACUACGUGGAGCAGCAGUUCGAUCAGUUCUUCAGGGACGAGAGUGGCCUGAAUCGCAGGAACAUCCAAGACAACCGCGUUCACUGCUGCCUCUACUUCAUCUCGCCUUACGGACACGGCCUACGGCCCCUGGACGUGGAGUGCAUGCGGGCAUUGCACGAUAAAGUCAACAUUGUUCCUGUUUUGGCCAAAGCAGACUGCCUGACGAGGGAAGAGUUGUGCAGGAAAAAGAUCAAGAUCCGUGAGGAGCUACGUCGCUUUGGGAUCAACAUUUACCAGUUCGCCGACUGCGACUCAGAUGAAGAUGAUGACUUCAAGAGGCGCGAUCAGCUUCUCAAGGACACAGUCCCAUUUGCAGUUGUCGGCAGCAACAUCCUGGUGGAGAGCAAAGGCCGCAGAUUCAAGGGUCGCGUGUACCCCUGGGGUGUGGUUGAAGUGGAGAGUCCAGCCCAUUCCGAUUUCCUGCUUCUGCGGGAUAUGCUGGUGAGGACGCACAUGCAAGACCUGAAGGAUGUGACCCGCGAGAGCCACUACGAGAACUACCGAGCGCACUGCAUCCAGAACAUGACGCGCAUGGUGGUCCGAGAGCGCGAACGGAGUUUGCGGGAAAAGUCUCGAGAAGCAAGCGACGUGGACGUCCCGCUGCCACUCGCAGCAUUCGACGUGGAGAAGGAAAGGCUCAUUUUUGAGAAAGACCAGGAGCUGAGGAGGAUGCAUGAGCUUCUGGAGAGGAUUCAGGAGCAGAUGCACAGCAGCCGCAUAUGA